Molecule: messenger RNA, 3053 nt
Organism: Amoebophrya sp. A25
Lineage: Eukaryota; Dinophyceae; Syndiniales; Amoebophryaceae
Source: the annotation of a GenBank genome assembly
CUGGCUUUAUGGAGCGCAUCGCGCAAGAUUCUUUGCAGGCGUUGUCUUAGAGCUGUUUCGCAGAAAGCGCGCACUGGAGCUUCAAUGUUGGAACAUAGAGGAUCCUUUCGCGGUUACAAUAGCCGCGACAGCACCUGAAGUCGUACCGCUUAGAAAGCCGCACUUGGAAUACUAUCUGCAAGACUCGCAGGCACCUUCGAAUUCCGCAGCUGCGCGAUGCCGUUACAACAGCGAAUCUCUCGAGGAAAACGUUGGUGUGGAGGUGAGAAGACCUGCGGAAACGCUUCUUUCGACGGUUGCACGCUUUGCCGAUGGCGAUGGGGAUGGUAAUUUGAUCAUGUCUCCGAAGGGUGCAGCUUCUAGUAGUUCCCGCACAUCUGCCAAGAGGGUAUCAGGCUUGUUCUCGAACGCACGCCUAGCGGGGCUUAAACUUCUCGAUAAGUCAUUUAGAGAACAUCAAGAUGAAGCACGCGCACAACUACUGAGAGCCGGGGACGAGCAAGAUAAUGACGACGAGCACGUCGACGCCAGAAGGCUUCCGUCCCCUGUAGUCAAAAGGGUACGGUUUGAGUCGCCGACAUCAAAGCGUAUGUCGACGCCCCUACCUUUGCUCCCAGACUCACCUGACGAUGUUCGAUGGUACUCGUACUACGACGGUGACUGCUUGGGGCGAGCAUUGUUCGACAAACCAGAGGACGAGGACGAUGAAGAAGAUUAUUAUGAGGGUCGUCGUCGUCUGCCGAUCGGUCCAAGCUGCAACUCAGAUUCGUAUAGCGAAAGAGAUUUUCCUAUCAACAGUGAGAAAAGCGGCGGUGGUGCUUCGAGAGGGAAACGACGUCGACCAGAAUUUCGAAAACGUUCUGACCGUGAUAGCGCGAUGCGGCUUGCCUACUGGCCUUGGAUGCGUCAAGAGCGACACUUUGAUGAAGGAGGUAACGAGGUUUUCACAGAGGUUUGCACGUGUCCAUGGCCGGUGCUGGCGGCAGAGAUUCGUGCAACACUGUUUUCCGAAUGGCGUAGCUGCUCUCUCGACUUUAUGUCGGCAACAGAGCGAGACAGCGUCUGGUUGAAGCGGAUACGAAAUGAGAAAAAUCAUAAUGAAAAAACUGGCGGUAGGGGAAAACAAAUCUCUGGAACGACCCAGACUGAUGAAGAGGUCCAAGCCUUGCAAGAAAUAGUGCCAGGCGCGCUGGAUCCAAGGUGCAGUUUGCUGCAGCAGUUCCGAUUUCUAGCAAAAGGCAAAUUCAGAACUACCUUGCUUAGUAGGAAUGCCGAGUCUCUGCAUCUGCUGCAGAAGAAAAAUAAACGACUUGGGAAAACAGCAUCAAACAAUAAUCCCUUCGCACCUGGUUCACGAGUCGAUGAGUCAGCUUCGAUUAGGGAGGCUUACCUUUCCCCGUCUAGGGUGACAGUGCUGGCACACGAUAAUACAGGUGUAGAAGCACACUCAAAGUCAUCACUUUCUAGUGCUUCGCAAAAGCAGAAUCUCUCCAAUCGGCAUCAUCUUGUUGGAAAGAAAUACAGAGUCCUUGUUGCUCCCCAGACCCUCGUAUGGCGACGCGUCUUCGAGCGCUGGUUUCGAGCUCGACGACACGCAGCUGCAAUUCGACUUCUAGAACGCUGGCACGCACUCCAGGUCUGGCGGCUCUACCUGCUACCGGCAAUAUUUGCGGUACGUGAGCAGCGAAUUCACGCAGGGCGGGUUGUGCGGACAGUAGUAGCGGCACCUCGUUUGCGACGACACGCAUAUCGACUGAAACGAAUAGCCCUGGCCGCAUGGUGCGGCGCCAGCAUUGCUGAUCGAGAGCGCGCGGAUCGGUUUUACUUACGAAAACUGCAGCGUCGACGCGUAUUCGCUUUGUUGCGCGACUUUUGCAUUGAUUCUCGUCGCCAAAAGUUAGCGGUUGCUAAAUUCUACCGUGAGGUGGUAUGUCAACGAGGCUUUAUGCGCCCAGCGCUUUUGGUGUGGAAGUACGUCUUCACAGACGUGCAGCGCACUCGACGCUUUGUCCGUGGUUGGCAUUGGUGGUGCGUGACCGGAAAAUACCGCGUUUGGCGCCGAAACUUCCACACGCGACAAACGUUCUUGAAAGCCUGGUUUUCCAUCGCCGAAAGUCGUUGUAAAGUUGAGCGUGGACUAACAAAGUGUUUGUCCCUCCGCAAACGUUUUCUGCAUUGGUACUACGCUUAUCAUGCUUGUCGCAAAAUGCGGGAGCAUGAGGAGAGGAACGCGAUGACGCGAAUACAACUACUGCGGGAAGAAAAAGAGCAGUUGGCGCGGAUGGAAGCAAUGCUGAAAAAAGAAGGGAAUACCGCCCUUGUGCAUAUCGGUUCCACUAUGCUGGAAGCGAUCAAGCGGAAGAGGCUUGGGGGUAUGGGACAUUCGACAAAAAGUCAGGAAGAAAAAGCCUACGCAGCACUCGCCAACGACCCAGAUGCAAGCAGCAGGUCUGGUUUUACAGCUGAUUUUCAAGCGUCUGCUGCUCUUCCGCCUCCGUUAUCGGUGGGAUGGACGUGGUGAGGACCGCAGUCCACAUGAACUAUUUUUGAGCACCAUAUUUUCAACAAGGUACUAGUACGUAUAUAUAAAAAUAUUAAUUUCUUUGGACCUGACAUGCUCCUGGCUCUGCUGGAGGUCACGCUCGUCAACUACCGAAAAUUUAGUCAAAGUCUACUUUUCUGUCUCCAUUGAAUACUUCUUUCUUGUCUUCUUGGUUUACGCCAAUUGAUUUCAAACAGAGCGACUCUCGACCUGUAUUGAAGGCGUCACUUAUGAUUUCCAUCUGAUUAAGAUUUCGUGCUCAUUUUUCUCUGCUGAUCCUACCUUAGACAACGACAGGCUUUCUUUGUGAUAGUUUCAAUCCGAAGCAAAUGCCUUGCCUUCUGCUUUCUUUGCGGCAAAAGGCAACCACAACACAUUCUCCGACCUACAUAGCUGGACUGGAUCGAGUAGGUCUAGGUAAUUACUGAGGGAGACGGAGUUGGUGAAUGAUGGAGAGAAUGCUCAUGAAGAUUUGAAGGAGGGCGCUGAUGUAUCACCCGUAAAAGUGUGC